Molecule: messenger RNA, 4625 nt
Organism: Panicum hallii
Lineage: Eukaryota; Viridiplantae; Streptophyta; Magnoliopsida; Poales; Poaceae
Product: disease resistance protein RGA2-like
Exons: 10
Coding region: 150-3578 (1142 amino acids)
Biological process (GO): defense response to other organism
Molecular function (GO): ADP binding; DNA binding
Source: RefSeq, a predicted model, not a curated record
UCCGUGGAUUCAGCUCGUGUGAAAGGGGCUUUCAGAGCUUUGGUUGAUUGCUAGGGGGCCAUUUCUUGGGGCUUCCGAGUCUUGGGCACCCCACCUCUUCCUUCCCCUUCCAUGGGAGCUUCGAAGCUGCUGGAUCUCUGCAAGUGACCAUGAGUCAGAGUUUUGACAUCAACGAGCUUCGUGAGGAAGCAAGGACUAGGUGGUUAAAGCCUUCUGAAGUAUACUAUAUCCUGCAGAAUCACAAGAGGUUCCCGAUCACCCAUGAGGCACCGAAGAAGCCACCCAGUGGUUCACUAUUCCUUUACAAUCGACGUGUGCAUCGGUUUUUCCGAAGAGAUGGCCACACAUGGCGGAGAAAGAAGGAUGGAAGAACUGUUAGGGAGGCUCAUGAACGCUUGAAGGUUGGAAAUGUCGAUGCUCUGUGUUGCUAUUAUGCUCAUGGUGAGCAAAAUCCAUGUUUCCAGAGGCGGUGUUUCUGGAUGUUGGAACCUGCAUAUGAGCACAUUGUGCUGGUACAGUAUAGAGAGGUGGCUGAGGGCAGAUAUUAUUCAUCACAGCUGUCGAAUGGGCCACCAGAAUCUCUUUCAUCUUUGGGAUAUCCACAUGCCAUCUAUGGAAACCAAUAUCUCAGCUCUACUUCUGGCACUAGUGAGGGCAGUGAAUCCCAUCAGAGCUAUUCUAAUUUGAGUUCUGUAACUGAAGUAAGUUCCUAUUCUGGUAACAAAGAGUACAACAAAGAUGGUGGCAGUUUACUAAGCAUACCAGAGCUUGGACAGACUUGUCUGGAACAAACUACAGAAGUUUAUCGGGCUGAUAAUGAUAAUUCAAAAAAUAAGUCUGGGCUUAAUGUGGCUUUGAAGAAGAUAGCUGAGCAGUUAAGUUUGGGUGACGAUGAAGAUGACUAUAUUUACACAAAUCAAGUUCAGCCUUUGGGAUUCGCUACAAAUAUUGAGGCUACAGAUAAGAAGGAUGACAACCAAAUAGGUUUAGGCAGGAAUAUAGCACCAUCAUGGGAAGAUGUGUUGCACUCCAGUUCAGGCUUGCCAACUCCAUCUAUAUACCAGGUUGAGAAAUCGCAGUCUAGUUUUUAUGAGGAUUUACAGGCAUGGUUUGCCAUGGAAAAUCGGUUCGGAGAAGGCCUAGGCCACCAUGCAUGCAUGCAACAGGUUGGUCCUAAACUUCUUGGUAGAAAUGAUAUGAGGCAAAUGAUUAUGGAAAAAUUAUUAUUGGAUAGAAAUGGUGGACGUAACUGUACUGUAAUUUGCAUAAAUGCUGGGAGUGGUCAUGGCAAGACUUCACUGCUCCAUGCCCUUUACAAUGACCAAGUAUUGACUGAUACUUUUGACAAAAGCAUAUGGAUACAACUUUCUGCUAAAUCAGACAUGUUAAUGCUAUUUAAGAAGAUUGUUGAGGUUGCCAUGAAUGACCAUUGCAGCAUUGCGAACCUCGGGUGUCUUCAAGAAAUGGUUAAGGAAGAAAUUUCAGAUAAGAAAUUCUUGCUUUUCUUGGAUGAUGCAGAUAUAGAGGACCGGCAAUUUUGGAGUACUGUAUUAGAGGUUUUUAAUGCCGGUGCCAAAGGAAGUGCUGUUAUCAUGGCUACAAUGAGUGAUACUGUUUCUACUUUUAGAGAUGUGGCAACACACUUCCUUUUGUUAAAUCCUUUAUCUGAAGAAAGCAAUCUGAUGCUUCUCCAACAAUGUGCUGCUGUGGGCACUGAUAUCCAGAGCAAUCCUGAUUUACUGAUGGUUGCUCACAGGAUCAUUUCCAGGUUUGGAGGUAAUCCUCUGUACUUGAAGGCUAUUGGUGGUCUUCUAUGCCAUGCAGACAGUUCAUUAGAAAUCGAUAAGUUUGAAGGAAAUGGUAUGCCUUUACAGCUUUGCCACGAUGUUUUGCCUAUCCAUCUGAAGAAGUGCCUCGCAUUCUGUUCUUUGUUCCCCCAUGGUUACAUAUUUCAUAAACAUCACAUGGUCCCCCAAUGGAUAUCUCAUGGUUGUGUUAGGCCUGCUGAAGGUUGUGAACUCGAAGAUGCCGGAAUUGGAUAUUUCAACGAAUUGUUGUGCAGAUCCUUCUUUCAAUAUUCACCUGUUCACAAUGACAGGUUUGUGAUGCAUGAGAUUAUAUACAAGGUGGUAGAGUCUGUCUCUCUUGACAAAUAUUUCAAGUCUGAGGAUCCCACAAGCAGCAUACCAGAAAAUAUUCUUCAUUUGUCACUUGUUUCCUCUCAAUUCCAGACUAUUGAACUGAUGUACAGAACAGAAGAGUUGAAGGUUUUGCAGACAUUCCUGGUGGUGCAACCUGAGUGGCAACCGUGCAAGAUUUCUUUCCCCACCUUAAAACUUGUCGGUUUAGAUGAUUUCUUUCUGAAGUUCACAUCCUUAGAGACGCUGGAUUUGAGCCAUACUGACACUGAAGAGCUUCCAGGGUCCAUUGUUGGCCUGAGAAACCUGCAGUACUUAUCUGUCAACAGCACAAGCAUCAGGGCUCUUCCAUCUGAGCUCUGCUGCCUCAGCAAUCUCCAGACACUGGAAGCAAAAGACUGCCGCUUCCUCACUGAAUUACCUGGGGACACAAAGAAGCUGAUUAAGCUGCGCCAUCUUGAUGUGACCAAAGAUCUGGGCUACGUUCAAUUGCCACAUGGAGUAGCACAGCUGACUGAGCUCCGGACACUGCCAGUCUUCCAUGCAAGCAGUGACCCGUCGCACUGCUGUGUCAGUGAGCUGGGAAACUUGCACAAUCUGAGGGGUUGCCUUCAGCUUUCAGGACUUGAAAGUGUCAAAACUGGCAGCAAGGCCCAGGAGGCUAACCUGAAGGAUAAGUAUCACCUAAAGGAUUUGACACUGCAAUGGCACGGUGGUGGCAUCAACGUUGAUGAUGAAGACGAUGACGAAGACACUGAAGAUGUGGCUGAGCAGGUCCUUGAAAGCCUCCAGCCGCACACCAACCUUCAAGAGCUCACAAUUAGAGGCUACGAAGGUAGCGCGUUUCCAGAUUGGAUGCAGGGUUCUUCUUCUCUACCUAGUUUGGUCACGCUGACACUCGAUGGCUGCUGCAACUGCACCCGAUUCCCCACCAUCGCCCAGCUGCCAUCACUCAAGUUCCUGAGCGUACGGAAGAUGUACGACGUGAAGAGGCUAACCAGCAACACACAUGGCACGACCAAGUUCCCAUCUCUGGAGCUGCUAAACCUGUGGGAGAUGUACGGUCUAGAAGAGCUGUUCGAGGCAUCCGAAGGCGACUGCCCUCGCCUGCGCAAAGUCUGCAUCAGCAGGUGCCCGGACCUGAAGAGGCUGCCCUGUGCCCCUUCUUUGACCGAGCUCGUUCUCCACUGCGGCCACCAGCUCCCCGACAUCCCGGAGCUCGCGUCCCUGGUGUCGCUGAAAAUCGAAGGCUUCCACGGUGUCAAGUCGUUCAGCCUGCCGGCAUCCGCAGCGCUGCCGAUGCUCAAGAAGCUGGAGAUCAGGUCCUGCAAGGAGCUCUCGUCGGUGGAGGGGCCGUCGGCGCUGACCACCGUUCAGAGGCUUAAGGUAGCAGGGUGUCCCAAGCUUGUCCUGCCAAGAGCUGAUAGCCUGAGAACCUGAAGCAAAAGAAGUGUUAUCGGCCUAGUUGCUCAUCAAUUGGCCAUGCCUCCUGAGUUCUGGACUGACUGAUUGCAGGAGCCACUAGCAAUCUGUGAGUUCGUCGAGGGGACAAUUGGUACCCUCCAGAGUCCAGAGUCCAGAGUCCAGAGUCCAGAGUCAUGAGCCACGUCUGGUGAAGAAGAUCCGAUGGCCUCUCGCACGUUCAUUCCCUUUUGCCGCAUGGAUGAAAUCAGCAACAAGACCAGAAGGGAGCACGUGGUGAGACCCAGGGAGAGCGGCGUCGAUCCUAAGCUACUACCAAUGCGAUUCUUUUUGACGAGAUGACUUGUUCAGAGCCAGGAAUCGCUUGGCAAGCACAUCGCUGACCAUGAAUAUCCCACUGAGCUAUGCUGGAAGGCAAGCACGAUCAGAUUCAGAGGACGCCGCAUGGUGGUGGUGCAUCGUGCACGGGGACCCAAGAUUCGUCGUCGGCCCACUCGCUCCAUGUGGCCGGCAACCUUCUUGCUUUGUUCAUGCCGAGUUUGUUAGUCCCCGUGGCAAGUGCGCCGGGGGCAUGUGAUCGGUCGAAGAACACAUGCACCACCACGGGAAGAUUUGAAAAGGUAUUCCUUUCCUUCAGGUGGCACGUGCUCCCUGACGUUGUCCUUUGCUUGCGGCAUGCUGUUGUUGUGCGGAAAAUGGGAGGGAGGCAGGUCGCUGUGGUUGUCGUCAUCCGGCAAGUCAGAUGGGGAGAUGGGGAAGAAAGCAUUGCUGGACAUGGCUUUCGGUUUCAGCGUCGGCGUCCACCUCUCCCUUUCGGAGUUAUUCCUCUGUUGGUUAAGGGUGGAGAGACGCAGGGAAUGGCGACUGCCAUUAGAUCUUGCAAGCCGGGAGAGCCGAGAGCCUGCUGGUUCAUUUAUCUUCGUGGUAAAGCAAGCUGAUGCUCAGGUGGUGGUAAAAACGAGUGAAUUUCGUGCAUGAUCGAACAGUAAAUUCAUUUUCCUUUUUGUUUGCGAACGAUUGAGCAGUAAAUUCAUGCUAAAAUUAUGAUGUCUUUGAUUUCGUACG